Molecule: messenger RNA, 1594 nt
Organism: Salvia hispanica
Lineage: Eukaryota; Viridiplantae; Streptophyta; Magnoliopsida; Lamiales; Lamiaceae
Product: Gut esterase (DUF1350)
Source: RefSeq, a predicted model, not a curated record
CAAGUAAGUAGUAACCAACAAACAUCAAACUGAAAGCAGAGUAUUAUUAGCAUUUACCAGUUUCAAGGGCAACGCGGAUUGUCUUCUUCCACGAGCUAUGGCCAACUGCCUAUGGACCUAUCCUCAUCCAACGACUGCUCCGCCCUCCGCCGACUCCCGGCCUUCUUUGUGCCUCUGCAGCUUAUCGUUUGCGCGCACUCUUCGCCCCUCCCCCCGUCGUAUCGGAAUAUAUUGCAGUUCCGACGGCCAGAAUCAACCGGAAACAACUGGAGUUCAGCUCUACAGAGACAUCGAGAGAGUACUCACAGAAACUGUGAAGCAAUCUCAAGCAGGUUGGGGUAGUUCAGGAGAUUGGUGUGAAAUUGAGGGUGCAUGGGUAUUGAGACCAAGAAACACCAAGAUAACGUCAAUCGUACAUUUUAUUGGUGGCAUAUUCGUGGGUGCUGCUCCUCAACUUACUUACCGCUUAUUCUUGGAACGUCUUGCAGAUAAGGGUACAUUAGUAAUUGCCACACCUUAUGCCAGUGGUUUUGAUCACUUCCUUAUUGCUGAUGAAGCGCAGUUUAAAUUUGAGAGGUGUAUGCGGUCUCUCAAAGACACAGUUGAAGAUGUUCCUUCUUUUGGCAUCGGCCAUUCUCUGGGAUCCGUCAUUCAUCUUCUAAUAGGAUCAAGGUAUGCCGUGCAGAGAAGUGGAAAUAUAUUAAUGGCGUUCAAUAACAAGGAAGCGAGCUUAGCUGUUCCACUGUUUUCACCAGUCCUGGUGCCAAUGGCCCAAAACUUUGGACCACUUUUGUCACAAUUAGUGUCGUCACCAACUGUUCGCCUUGGGGCUGAGAUGACAAGGAAACAGUUUGAGAACCUUAGCCCUGCCAUUUUGAAGCAAGUUCUUCCUCUGGUAGAGCAACUUCCUCCACUGUACAUGGACUUGGCCAACGGACGGGAAGAAUUUUCCCCAAAGCCGGAAGAAACUCAGCGAUUGGUCAGAUCUUACUAUGGUAUCUCAAGAAAUCUAUUGAUAAAAUUCAAAGACGACAGCAUCGAUGAAACUCCAAGACUUGCCCAGAUCCUGAGUGCAGAAUCGGCUAUCAGUUCAAUGUUGGAUAUGUCCAUCCGCUCCUUACCUGGUGAUCAUGGCCUCCCAUUACAACAGGUUUUGCCCGAUGUUCCUCCUGGAAUGGCAAAUGCAGUGAACCGUGGAGGAGAGCUUUUGGCUAAUUUAACAGCAGGAACACCGUGGGAGGCGGUCGCGAAAGAGGUGGGGAAUACAUUCACUCCAGAAUCAAAUAUUUUUCGGUCACAAAACCCCAAGGAAGUCGAUUUGCUUGUCGAUGUCAUUACCAGCUGGAUGGCCUCCAACUCUGGGCCUAGGCUACUAAACUCAUAAUACUAUGUCAUGACAAAAGUAUGUUAAAGGUAUGUAAAGAAGCAUGUUCAACCGUUGUAACUCAACUAGCAUUGUAGUAAUUAUUUGCAAGUGAAGUGAAAUAGAGCCAUGGUUGGGUUUAAGAUAUCGAAUAAUUACUAUAAUCAUGUAGCACAAUAACUUUUACUAUUAUGUGGGUAUAAAUAUCUCACUCGAGCAAUUCAUCAAAAA